This is a messenger RNA of Papilio machaon (common yellow swallowtail), 1173 nucleotides long. RefSeq names its product probable palmitoyltransferase ZDHHC11B. The coding region runs from base 130 to 1173 and encodes 347 amino acids. Gene Ontology annotation, molecular function: protein-cysteine S-palmitoyltransferase activity. The transcript has a single exon. Gene Ontology annotation, biological process: peptidyl-L-cysteine S-palmitoylation; protein targeting to membrane. NCBI's taxonomy places the organism in Eukaryota, Metazoa, Arthropoda, Insecta, Lepidoptera, Papilionidae. The record is from RefSeq and is a predicted model, not a curated record. Gene Ontology annotation, cellular component: Golgi apparatus; endoplasmic reticulum.
UUAUUAACUUAACAUUUUACUUAUUACAAUCUGUUGAAGAUGCGCGCGCAUCUUACAUCGUAGGAAUAUCGAUCUAACUUUUUAUUACUCAGGUCACAAAACAAAAACCUACGCCUUAUUUACAAUCAAAUGGAUAAAUGUUGUAAUUCAGGUGAAACACAGAGAUCCCAACGAAGAAUUCAUGGAUUACAACUGCCCUUAAAUUAUCAGCAAAUCAUUGCUUGGAUUGUUUUCAUAAUUAGUACUCUUAUCAAUUUCGUAAUCCUUGUGCAAAUACAAUUUUAUGUACUAAAGGUGAUAUCGCUUCUAACUUUUACUACUUUGUACGUGGUAUUUAUAUUUUCCUAUAUAUUUGCGAUAUUCCUUGACCCUGCCGAAGAGGAUCUUAGAAAACGUGAAAUAAACGAUGUUCCAGAGUUCGAUCGUUCGAUACAUGCUCAUGUUAUAGAAAACGGAAGAUGUCACCUUUGCAACAUUUACACGAGCAAUAAAAAAACGAAACAUUGCGGUAUUUGCAACAAAUGCGUUUAUAACUUCGAUCAUCAUUGUCAUUGGAUGAACAGUUGCAUCGGUCAGAGGAACUAUAGUGCAUUUAUUGUGUGCGUUAUCACGAUUACAUUAGCAGCCUUGCUAACGGUGUGUUUAUGUUUGACUGACAUAAUUUUAUUCUUUAUAUAUCCUCCAUUAUUGAGUAGCGAAGCGCAAAGCUAUAUAAAUUGUACAGUAUAUAAUAUGGAUCCUAUUAUGCCAUAUUGUAUGAAUUCAAUUCUGUUCCUAACUUUUUCGACAAUCCAUCUAGUUGCAUCGGUAGCUUUAGCAUGUCCUUUAUUACAUUUACUUUUCUUUCAUAUUUACAUAUCUAUUUUGGGCGUAUCCACGUAUGAAUACAUUAUGACGACCAAUAAUGUGAAAUACCAACGUGUACAAUGUUGUAAUAUUUCAAUAAAUAGAAGAUCUUAUAUAGUACCUAAAGAAAAUGGUCAAAACAGAGACGAUGGAUCUACGAAGACCAUUUUUAAUGAGAAAAACGGAUAUCCAUCAAACAGUUUACAAGAAAACGAUAACAAUGUAGGGAAUUUGAUACACAUUUUAAUAAAUGAAGAAAUAAAUAAAGCUAGAAAAUAUCUACUGUUUGAUAAGAAUAAAGUACAUCCUCAACAAGAAACAGCAUAA